GAUGGCUCAAAAGCCGUGUGACAUGACUACCUCAUUUGGUUAAAGAUCAAGGACUCUUUUUGCCCUGUUCUGUUCAAAAGGGGUUGAUUUGUGUCUUUUCCACUGUUGUUUUGAGUAUUUGCUUUACACUGUGUCUCACUAAGAUGGUGUGCUUAUGUAUGCUUACGACUAUGGUUUGGGACUUGGGUAGGCCGGGUGGUUUGGUGUACACGGCACCAGACAAUUCUAGGAGGGACUAAGGCUUGUACGCCCUUUGAUUUCUCUGAACCUGUUUCCCAGGUAGCUUUUGAGCUGGAUGUGAAGAUUAGAUCUUUAUGUGAACCCGUGCCAGUAAACCAGUAUUGUUUGUCCCUGUAAGUUUUAUGUCCUGGCAGCCGCUCAGGAUUUUGGUGUAAUUCAGGAGGGGUGAAUGUAGCAGGUACAUAAGAUGUAUGUAUGCAUUCCACCAAAAUUCCCUCAUGUUUUAUUUAUUACUUUUAUUUCGUGAUAUUCUCUGUAAAUAGAUCGUUUGGGAGCUUUUGUUAUUUUAUUUUGAAGUUUCGAUCGUGACGUCAUUUUCUUCCGUUGCGCUCGCCAUUCCUCACUUGUUGUUUUAAUGCUGUGAGGAGGUGAGUGUUUUUCCUCUGCUCUGUGCAGCUUUCUGUUCUAAAAUUGUUAAUGAGAAAAUAACCAGUGUAAACGGUGAGAUAGAGUUAUGGUGUGAUUCUGUGCUUGUUGGUGUUGUUCAUGUGUUCCUGUGUAUUUGUUUAGCAAGAGUUUUGAGUGUUUUAGCGAACUAUUUAGCUAGCGCACUGUUUAGCAGCACUUGAGGAUACACACACAGUGACGGCAGCCUGUUCAUUGUUCGUUUCCCGCCAUUUCAGAUUGACGUGCUGCAGUGUCCUGUGUACUAAUGCUGCUGCAUUAUUUGUGCAUUUAUUUCAUUCAGCGUGUGGGAGACUCGCUCAUGCAUGCUGGACAUUCUACUCUAAAUUGACUCCAUACCAGGUUACACAGCUUGCUCGCAAGGAGGACCAAACCAUCAAAUUCUGCAUUUUUUUUAGACUGCCUCAAAAAUACCCAUUCUUCCAUUCAGCAGAUUCUCCCUGACCUUAAUUUCUGGCCCUCAUAGUGUGAAUUUUAGAUGUCCUGCCUGCCUUCCUUUUUGGGCACCAGUCUUGCAGAUCAUUGCUUAUUGCAUGAAAACUAAUCUUGCCAACUUAGUCGUAUAAAGGCUAGGCUUUGGAAUGACACCCCUGAUCAAUGUAAACUCACGGCAACUCUUGCGAGGAAUAAUUCCCGUUGCCAUAGUGAUUGCUUUUUGGAGGGUCUAUUGUAUAAAGAAACCAGAUAAAUGGUUGGUGCCUUUACCAUUAAUUAACUACCAAAACAGUCACGCAAAAGAACAGCUGGAGGUCCCUAGGGCUUCACGGGAAGGUGAGGACGGCCUGAACUGUACGGCCGUCGUGCUGGGAGACCCAGGCAGCCUGAAGAAGGCCAAGUGGCUGGCCCAGAACAGGGACUACAGAAGGAAAGUCAAGCUCACAGAUGAAUACUACAUAAAUGCCACUCAGGACUGCAGAAACUUUAGGUUAACGAGAGGUUACGCCACUCAGGCUUUCCAUGAAGAAAUGGACUUCCCCCUGGCAUACUCUAUCGUCGCCCACCAUAAGGUCGAGAACUUUGAGCGGCUCUUGCGAGCCAUCUACGCGCCCCAGAAUGUGUACUGCGUCCAUGUCGACACAAAAGCCCAAGCUACCGUAGCAGCCGCCAUCGCCAACAUCGCUUCCUGUUUCCCCAACGUCUUCAUGGUCAGUCAACCCGUGAAAGUGGUCUACGCCGGCUGGACUCGGGUGCAGGCGGACCUCAACUGCAUGUCGGAUCUGCUGAACGUCAGCACGGAGUGGAAGUAUUGCAUCAACCUCUGUGGGCAGGACUUCCCCAUGAAGACCAACCUGGAGAUGGUGCGGGACCUGAAGGCUCUGGAUGGGGCAAACAGCAUACAUUUUAACCCCUUUCCCCAGAAUCAGAAAUGGAGAGUGGCAACCACUUGGGCCCCGGUGAACGGACAUUUACAGUCAACAGGGAAGGCCAGGGGGCCGGCGCCCUUCGAUCUUUCUGUGUUGAUGGGCAGCGCCUACAUUAUCGCCUGCCGGGGAUACAUCAACAGUGUGCUGACAGACAGCCGCAUCCAUGAGCUGAUCGAGUGGUGCAAAGACACUUACAGCCCAGACGAGAUCCUCUGGGCCACCACCCAACAAAUGCCCGGAGUUCCGGGUUCCAUGUGGGCCACUUCUCACAUGAAUCAAGCAGAUUCGAUUGCACGGCUGGUGCUGUGGAUUGGCAAGGCCAAGUGUCACGGCAAUUUUGUGCGGGAGGUAUGUGUGUUCGCUGUCGCAGACCUGCCUUGGAUCCUGAGCCAUCAUCACCUGUUCGCGAACAAGUUUGACGUGGAAACGGAUUCAGUCGCCGUCUUCUGUCUGGAGGAGUACCUGCGGGAGAAGAGGCUGGCGGAAAUUGAGAGUGAUGGGAAAUGAUCGCCUCCCAUGUCUAAUGAAGUGUCCUUUUGUUGUUCCGAAAGAGGUUAGCUAAUUAUAGUGCCUGUAUUGGUCCAUAUGGGUUUCCCCAGGUUUGAUCAACCCAAAUUUAAGACUUUUUUUAGACUUUUUUAAGACCACUUCAAUGAAAAUUAAGACCUACAUCGCACCCCUUAAGCAGUCGUAAAACGCGGUCGUGCAUAUGUUAUUCAUGUUUUUUUGGAACAUAUGAAACAUUCAUGUCAAUACAUUAAUGAAUGUGCCAAAGGAUAAGUGUGCACUCACCAAUCAAAGAGCCAAACUGAGGGCCUAACUCAAAGUCUAGAGGCCUGAUGUCUCUUAAGACCAUGUACCCAGAAAUGAUAAUAAAAGAUUAAAAAAACAAUACACAAAGUGAUGGUGUGAAA
Gadus macrocephalus (Pacific cod) is the source of this 2923-nucleotide messenger RNA. RefSeq names its product beta-1,3-galactosyl-O-glycosyl-glycoprotein beta-1,6-N-acetylglucosaminyltransferase-like. Lineage: Eukaryota; Metazoa; Chordata; Actinopteri; Gadiformes; Gadidae. The record is from RefSeq and is a predicted model, not a curated record. The transcript is spliced from 6 exons. Gene Ontology annotation, cellular component: membrane. Gene Ontology annotation, molecular function: beta-1,3-galactosyl-O-glycosyl-glycoprotein beta-1,6-N-acetylglucosaminyltransferase activity. The coding region runs from base 1227 to 2516 and encodes 429 amino acids.